UCGACUUUCCGAAACUCCACGAGCUCACAUACGCGUGAUCUGGCAUGUGUGAGUGGUGCACCCGGUGCCGAUCUGGCAUCUCUGAAAUAAGUGAGAAACCGACAUUCGUGAAGGAAACGGAUAAGAGGAAACAUGACCGAAUACAAAUGUGGAAAAUUGAUUAUUGAAGGGAAGACUAAAAAAGUCUAUGAACUUACUGAUAAUCCUACAUUAUGUCUCUUACAAAGUAAAGAUCGCAUUACUGCUGGAGAUGGUGUAAAAUCUCAUGAGUUAGAAGGCAAAGCUGCAAUUAGUACAGCUACUACAGCUAAAGUGUUUCAAUUAUUAAACGAGGCUGGACUGAAAACUGCCUUUGUUAAAGUAGUAAGCGACACUACUUUCAUUGCCAGAAAAUGUCAAAUGGUUCCAAUUGAAUGGAUUACUAGAAGAUUAGCUACUGGUAGUUUUCUACGUAGACAUUCAGGAGUUCCUGAAGGAUAUAGGUUUAAUCCACCAUUACAGGAAACAUUCUUUAAAGAUGAUAAAAAUCAUGAUCCUCAAUGGUCAGAGGAACAAAUUAUUUCUGCUGGUUUCAAGUUGUAUGGAAUUACAAUAGGAAAAGAUGAAUAUGAUAUUAUGAAAUAUACCACCCUUGUUGUUUUUGAAAUUUUGGAAAGAGCAUGGGCAACCAGAGACUGUGCUCUUAUAGAUGUGAAGAUAGAAUUUGGUUUAGACACAAAUGGUGAAAUUAUGGUAGCAGAUAUAAUUGAUAGUGAUUCUUGGCGACUUUGGCCAUCUGGUGAUAAAAGGCUGAUGAAAGACAAACAAGUAUAUAGAAAUUUAAGUACGGUAACUCAAAAAGACUUGGAUGUUGUAAAACAUAAUUUUAAAUGGGUGGCAGAUCAAUUAGACCAUCUCAUUCUACCACAUAGUAGUCUUGUUGUUAUCUUAAUGGGUUCACCAUCUGAUAUUGAGCAUUGUAAAACAAUAGCAAAAUAUGCUAAGUCUUUAGGUUUAAGUGUACAACUUCGAGUAAGCAGUGCUCACAAAGGUACUCGGGAAACAUUGCGUAUUCUUGCAGAGUAUGAAGGUAGCUGUGAAAAGGUAGUACUAAUAGCUGUUGCAGGGAGAAGUAACGGAUUGGGUCCAGUACUGUCUGGAAAUACGCCUUUGCCUGUUAUUAAUUGUCCACCUUGCAAACCAGAAAACAUUUCACAAGAUUUAUGGUCAUCGAUUAAUGUACCUUCAGGAAUUGGAUGCACUACAGUCAUUUAUCCUGAAAGUGCAGCACUCGCAGCAGCUCAGAUUCAUGCACUGCAUGAUCAUCUCGUUUGGGCACGUCUGCGGGUAAAGCACUUAACCAAUUUUAUCGAUUUAAAGCAAGCCGAUAUGAAAUUAAAAAAUGCUGUUAUGUGAGAAAUGUUCCAUUGAUAAAUAUUUUUAUAUAUAUAAUAAUAACUAUUUUAUAUCCGAAUAUAGUGUUACUAUUAAAUCAGAAGUGAAGGUAUAACAAAUGCUUUUUAAUCUGAUAUUCUUGCAGCGGACGUAA
Molecule: messenger RNA, 1528 nt
Organism: Colletes gigas
Lineage: Eukaryota; Metazoa; Arthropoda; Insecta; Hymenoptera; Colletidae
Gene: Paics
Product: multifunctional protein ADE2
Exons: 6
Coding region: 133-1395 (420 amino acids)
Biological process (GO): 'de novo' IMP biosynthetic process
Molecular function (GO): phosphoribosylaminoimidazolesuccinocarboxamide synthase activity
Source: RefSeq, a predicted model, not a curated record